Cuscuta epithymum is the source of this 2155-nucleotide messenger RNA. Lineage: Eukaryota; Viridiplantae; Streptophyta; Magnoliopsida; Solanales; Convolvulaceae. The record is from the annotation of a GenBank genome assembly.
CAAAUGGCCAAAUGUUGUUGAGGGGUAGAUUCGUAAGUCAGCAAAUCCUCCCGCCAUCGGAGCACCCUCAGAAUUGUCUCGUUCAUCUCAUGCUCGCGACAAAAACAUUUCACAGCAAAAAACAAAUUGUACGUAAUGCUCUUUUUGCUAAUUUCCCUGUCCUUCGUCUUCUCUAUGAAUACCGGAGAUGGGGGAGCAGGGAUUGGGCACGAGCAACCAAUUUUAUUGAUUUGUUUCGUCAUUUUCGCGGGCUAUUCGAAUCCCGAGACCAAUUUCCGCCAUGGGAAAUUGCUUCAGAAGGUCACAGCGUAUUAGCGAAAUCCCAAAAGCUGGAAGCUUUUCGUUUCCUGCUUCUGCCUCAACGACCACUCACACUACAUCUACGGAAAACAGAGAACGUGAGAGUCAUCCUUUGCCAGUUCCAACUGGCUCCGAGAAGUCCUCAUCACAUAGCAGAGCUGGAAGUCUUCCAAACCCAAGGUCUGAAUUUGAAAUAUUAUCAUCUCCAGACCUAAAGUCUUUUUUGCUGAGUGUGCUUGAGGAGGCCACACAAAACUUCUGUAACCUUCUUGGUGAAGGAGGCUUUGGUUGUGUCUACAAGGGAUGGUUAGACAGGGAUACCUUAACUGCUUCGAAUCCCGGAUCAGGAAUGGAAGUUGCUGUUAAAAGACUUAAACUUCGAGGUGUUCAGGGUCAUAAAGAGUGGUUGUCAGAAGUGAAAUUUCUUGGCCAACUUCAUCAUCCGCAUUUGGUCAAACUUACGGGUUUCUGUUUGGAAGGUGAUCAUCGGUUAUUAGUGUAUGAGUUUAUGCCUAGAGGGAGCUUAGAAAAUCAUCUUUUCAGAAGGAAGACAAAUUCACCUCUUUCUUGGGAAAAAAGGAUGAAGGUUGCCGUUGGGGCUGCUCGUGGACUCUCAUUUUUGCAUAACUGUGAUCCUCAAGUUAUAUAUCGUGAUUUUAAAGCUUCAAAUAUCCUCUUGGAUUCGGAAUUUAAUGCAAAGCUUUCAGACUUUGGUUUGGCCAAGCUUGGUCCGACUGGUGAUCAUUCACACGUUUCGACUCAGGUUAUGGGCACACAAGGAUAUACUUGCCCUGAAUACAUGACUACAGGUAGACUAUCAGCGAAGUGUGAUGUGUACAGCUUUGGGGUGGUAUUGCUUGAGCUUCUAACGGGUCGCAGAGUGAGGGACAAAUCAUUGGGUCAAGGCUACACUCUGAUAGAGUGGGUGAGGCCAUAUCUGCAUGAGAAAAGGGCAGUGUCGAGAAUCAUGGACACCCGGUUAGAGGGACAGUACCCUCGGAACGCGGCAUUUUUUGCAGCCAGUCUUGCAUACCAAUGCACGCGUCCUGAGACCAAAAGGCGGCCUGACAUGGCCUACGUGCUGGAAAUAUUAGAACAGCUCCAAUCGCCCAAGUGCAAUAGCAACAACCGCCGUUCUUCACCCUCGUUGUUGUCAAGGGAUUCUAAUCUAACUAAUAAUAAGUCUCCCAAGCCUGGUCAAGUAAGAAGGGUCUCAGAUUGGUCUCAUGGUUUUGAAUGCUUAGGGUGAUUGUUUAAUCGAUGAAAUGAAUACAUUAAUAAUUCUAUCCUAAACUUAUCAAGGGUUGGAAAACUAUUUCACCCCUUCAAUUAUAUAUCCCCCACAGCUUAUGAAUAAAAAAAAUGUUGUCUUCCUCUAGUUCUGUUCUACCCACAGAUUUUAUAGAGGAUACGAUGGCAAGUUGAGCUGAGGCUUGCUCAGGUUAUACUUGCAUAUAUUUUUGGGGUUCAACAAUUAUUUGCUUUACUAGUCUGGUCCAUACACAUUAUGAUGCUUGUCCUGGUCCUAGGCUUGCAAAAUGCCAAUUUAUAAAAAAUCGAAGAGCAAACUAUUUUUAGCUUCGGCUCUUCUCUUAUGAGGCUAUGAAAAAUAGUUAUAGAACUUCAGUGGCUUUAAUAAUAUUAUUUAUUUAAAACUAAUUGAACAAAAACUAUUUUAAUAAUAACUAGUCAUCAUUCGUAAUAUUAAUUAAAGCUACUAUACUUCUCCAUCAUGUCCUUAAAUUGGCCAUUUGAAUUUUGAAGACUCAUCUGGAUAUACAAGCAUAUAGUAGUUUUGUUAUGGAAAACUGAGAAACUAGUAAAUUUCCAUUCAUGUAAUCUAGUGAUUUUUCUU